Molecule: messenger RNA, 7381 nt
Organism: Liolophura sinensis
Lineage: Eukaryota; Metazoa; Mollusca; Polyplacophora; Chitonida; Chitonidae
Exons: 2
Coding region: 477-5777 (1766 amino acids)
Source: RefSeq, a predicted model, not a curated record
GUGACCCAUUUCAUCGACGGCUUGAAUUAUUGAUAUGGUUUGAAUAGCUCGGCUCCGCAGAACCUGUAAGACAAGACACACGAUUGGCUCAGCUCUACAUGCUGUUAAAUAUAGGCCAAGCCGAACUACGCGUAUAGAUACAGGUAGCUGGGAGUGAAAACACUCACUGCGAUCAGGCCACAGUUGACAAAUACUGCCAGAGACGUGUACACCUAAUUGUGACCGCGGGACGGGCUGUCCGCUCCGGUGCGAUAGGGAAGGACAUGGGCUUGACGUAAGUCUGUAAGAGACCGUUACAAUCUGCUAAUCUGUAAGGAAUGGGACAGCACAGAAACGUUAUCGCAAUGGCUGGCUCAGAAAACAGCCUAAGGUGGCCGCUCGUGUUAUAGACUGAUCAGUGACAGUAGCAGGGCUUUCAGGCUCUCUGUUGAAAGCCUGCCUGUAUAAACACACAGGGAACGGCACGGCCAGCCAGUAUGGACGACUGGUUAACAAACACAGCCGGUGCUGUACCAGGGGACGGGGCGUUUGAACGCUUUCUGACAGCGGCCCUGGCUGCCAUUAUCACACUGGUAUUUUCCUGGAGACUACUCGGCGAAGUCAGCGAGUCCGAUCGAGAAGCAGCAGUACGACGGCACGCCGCGGCCCGGGCCAGCGGUCAAUACACCUCCAGUCAGCUAGGCAUCUCCGACGAAAAAUUAAGGGAGGUUGCCGAAGCCUUCGCCAAAGAUCGCGUUGAGAAAUUAAAGGCUGACUCGCAGAGCGCCGGCGAUGGCAGUUGUGUGGAUACAAAUGUACAUAAGGUCGACCCUGAAGAUCCUGUUGGGGCCACCGGUAGACCCCCGAAUGAACUGUCACAAGAACUUAGCGCUGAGGACAAACUGUUUCUUGAGGAUUUGCUAAAAUCCAGUCUUGACGCUGGCAGUUCCGGGGACAGCGCUCAAACACAAAGGUCUAAUUCACCGGCUGAAGGCGUUAGCGCAGGUAACGAAUUACCUGACCGGUAUCCCUCAGGUAAUGAAUGUGUUUCACAGGUGAACGAUACACAGUCUUCCCCAUGUCUCCGCAUGAGUGACUUACCACUGCAGGCCAGCUCAGACACCGUGACGGACUCUGUAGGCAUCGCAACAACAACAACACCAGAGGACAGUGACGAGGAAGAUGAUUUCCAGGACUAUUUUGACGAGAAUAUUAAUCCGCGAGUGCUCGAUUCUGAUGAGGAGACUUAUUACCGUACAUUUCUGGAGCCAAUUCAGGAGGAGUUGUCCGGGGAAGACCGGGGCUCUAGCAGCGAGGAGUGGGAGGAGUGCGGAGAGACCGUGUCCCCUGGGGACGGACAGGAGUUAUGGUGUGACACGCCCACGUCGCAGGGUUCCACUCAAAGUGCUCCAAAACAAUCUGAUCUAUUUGGCGAGGCAAGCUGUGAUGUAGGCGUGGAACAGGAAGUCCAAGUUCUGUGUGAUAAUUCAUUUAAAAUGCUAACUAAUGACGUCAAGGCAGUGUCGGCUUCUGACGUUGGUUUCAGUGAAUCUCGUGUGUUUGAUGCUUACCAAACGUCACCGGAUCGCAAACUGCCGGAAUCAUCCGCAGACGAUACGGAAAUCACCGACGACAGUGUCUCUGAAGAAAGUGACGACACUGUCAUCAUGGUAUUCUCAAAUAUCCGAAACGGUGAAGAGGACGGCAAUAAGCAGUCUCAGAAUGAAAUUGUUUAUUUGAACCAAGAACGCUACAGAGAUAUGUUUAUGACAGAGAAGUUCGAAGAAGUGGACAGUGAUGAUGAUGUGAUCAUUCCGCCAAGUAAACAUUACGAUCAAAUCAGAAAUAAUUUGACCUUAAUCGGUGAUGACGACGGUGAAAAUCUCAGGAGAGAUUACGAUGACUACGAGAGAGGAAGCUGGAGUGAUCCGGACGAUAACUUCCGUUGCUCUAUUCCAAGAUGGAACGGAUAUGGUGGAUUCGGCAUGGAAAACUUUGAAAAACAAAGCGACAGCGACGAACUGUUUUCCUAUCACGAUGAUUCAUUCACGUGGAAAUCUUUCCCUAAAAACGACCGAAAUGCGUUUAAACCCUACGAUGAUUUCGAUUUUAACCAAAACACUCCAAAAGGAUACGACGACGCUCCAUUUUCGAACGCCGCGGAGGAAUCACCUGUAGGCUUUACCUUUGUGGAGGUGAAGGAUUCUUUUACCGAAUUUUCUUUAAGGAAUUACGUUCGUGACAAAGAACAUUUUGAUCCUAAAUCCGAUUCAGGAAUAUUUACUGACAGUGAGGAGUUUACCGUGACCAAUAGUGUAGGGAAAUCCACAGAAAAUGAGAGUCAAACUGAGAAAGGGGAUGAAUUAAAUCGUCCUGUUCGUGCCGCCACAAGCAGCACGGAUCGUCAGCGAGUUAAUGAUACAGACUGUGGGCAUGCUUUGAAUGAUUCUGCCCUCGAUAUUGAUUUAUCUAAACCCAGUGGGGAUCAAUAUAAGUUUGAGGAGGCAAAAUAUGUUGUCGACAAAUCGCCCUCGGUGACAGAUAAUGAAGUUGAAUACCCAUCACUUGACAUGACAAGUAAAUAUGACAUUGUCACUCUAGAGGCGGAAACGCUCUUAACUUGCAAAAAUGAUGACGAAAUUACCAGUGCAAAAAUAUACGGCGAGUCUUUGCCCAGAACUGUGUCCGAUACGCCAUCAGAUCUUACGGAUGAACUCGAGAGCACUGCGCCUGGUCCAGAUAACGUUAUUGAUGCGGCGUUUUCAUUCCAGCAAGAAUCGUGUGUCGAUGAUAUCGCGAGGCCAGAAGACAGUCAGCAAACAUUGCCAAACUCUUGUCAACUCCGUAGCCUUGAGCAAACGGAGAUAACGUGCUGGUCGUCACAUACCGAGCUGUUACCCCAGAGCUGUGUAGACGUAGAAUCAGACCGUGGUUACAGUGGUAAAGGUGUAGACGCGGAAAGUGUUCCCGUGGACAGAUCCUCACAGAUAAAACUCGAGUACAAGGAGAUAGUGCGAUCAAAAUCUCCCGUGUCCUCCCAGGCUUAUUAUAACGAAAGACAACGUCGAAUUCAUGAUGAAGCUGUAUUGCUGGACCAGGUUAUCGCCCCUGACAGUGAACUCUCUAGUGAUCAUAAGUACAUAAAUACAUCGUGUCAGCAUGCUAACCCGGCAGCCGUGCGUCCGUAUUAUACCCGUAUUGAGCGAGAAUCCGGCGUUGAUCCGUUGCCAUGGGAGCAUUUUCCUAAUACGGAAAACACAUCGCCUAGAUUUGGAAGAAAACAGACAGAUAUCGACUGCAUUUCUGUAUCGACGGACGAGGCCGCAGAUAAUCGUGUAGAAGUACUUAGCGACAGAAGUGUUAAUGGGUAUGGGAUCGCAUUAGAUGGAAAGACAACGCCCAAAUCCAUCACUGCUCAGGCAGGUGUCGACAGCGUUAUGGAACCAGGUGACUCAACCUGUGAUACUAUCAAGGACAGUGGUCAGGAAAGCGAGAUAGAAGUACUGGAGCCAAGCGAACGAAAUAACAGGGACAGUAUUAUCCUAGAGGAGUCUCCAGUGAUAUGCAUGACUCCAAAAACGGGUGAUGAAAAUGUCUUCGAAAACACCACCCAAAAUCAAAGGUCUACUAGUGACUGGGACAAUGCAACUAUUCUCGAAAGCGGCAUAAAUGUAACUUUACCGUCAAGCCAUACACCAGAUUCAGGUCUGUCGACUACCAGUAACUCGCAGAGUACAGUUGUAUUAGAAACUGGCUCGAAAGAGACAUUGCCUACUAAUCAGUCGCCAACGUCACCGAAUAGCCCGCAUUCGAGAAAUGACGUUGAGAAUCCAGCGAUGUUAGAUCGUGGAAGUAGAUUUACUCUACCGCGACGCUACAACCCCGAAUCUCCUGCCAGUCCCGGCUCCCCGAGUAGUCUUGAUUCUAGAACGACGUUGGAUCGUGGGACCCGCGUUACGCUGCCCCGCCGUUACACUCCGUCAGCUGACUACAGGAAAUUGUUGAAGCCGACUACGCCUAGACGCUACACCUCAGUGCUACAAAGGCCUAUUUCUACCGAAAAACUUCAGAUGAACUACAGCCUGCCGGACAGGCCCGUUCCGAAAAUUAGAAAGAAAAUUCUGGCUUCUAGACAGCGGUUUUUGAGUGAGGACAAUCUGUGCUCUCCCAACGACAGCUUUGAAGACGCGUUUUCCGACUACAGCUCAGCCGAGCGGUUCCACCCUCAAGCACGUCGCUCCAUUUCGCCGACAUCACCGACAAACCGACAGUCAUAUAGCGUAGCCGAUAUCAGUCGACUGUAUGCCUCGACCAUGUCAAGUCCUCGAAAGCCCAGACCAUGCAUAGAUCAGUUACACGAGAACUGUAUAUUAUCUCCCGAACGAUUGGCAUUAUUGCGAAGUAGAGCGUUUUCCACCGAAAGCAUUGGCCCGCGUCGUGUCUCGCGACAACCGUCUGUGUCGUCCUUGGUUGAAACUGAUAUUGACACUGGUGAAACAUCAGAAACACCACAAUUUACUGAGACUGAUUUAGAUGUUCCUUUUCGAUUACAGACGCCGGUUGAGAAGACGGUUAGCAUGAUGGAUUUACGCUCGGGUCGAUCCCGAUUUGCUGCCAGAAAGAAGGCAGCCGAGGAGAAAAAGAAGUCCAAAAGCUUACAACAACUUGGGACUAACAUAGGUUCUUUAGAGACUGAUAUAGACGCUCCCUUCCCUGACGGGUCUGGUGUGACGAGAAUACCAUCUGAACACGAACUAAGAGUAACUAAGUCUCUGUCAAAACUCAACGUGCCCGACUGGCUCAGGCGUUCUACUGUGUUUAGAACAGGCAGCCAUUUUAUUUUGCGGAGGGACUCCAAUGCUUCAACAAUUUCACAAUGGUCGUCCAAGAGUUACGGGCCCUUGGCGACUACGAGAGACUCUUCUAGGGCUAGUUCUUGUGUGACACUAAGUCAACCAUCACCUGUUGUGAUCAGAACAAGGGUGCAGCCAUCUAGCCCAGGAAGGUUAAUAGGUUCUCCGUCAAUAGGUAGCUCCUCAAAAUCUAACUACGAAACUAGACAAGUAAAGUUACCUAGCGCCAAAUUCAGAGAGCGAGAGAAACCAAGUGGUCUCAUGCCAAUACCCAUUGUGCCUUUUGAACAACUUAGAGCUAAAUUUGAGAAAAACGGUAAUAACUAUUCUGUAGCCCAAGAGCGGAAAGAGCCAGAAACAAAAAUUAUAGUUGAACCUAUGAAAAAUCCCCCUCCCGGUAUUCUUAAGCAAUCUCAGCCAGGUCCUGUAGUCGUCAAUUCUUUGGAUAUGGAACCUGCGGUAAUAGAUAGAAAUAAGGUCAACCAGAGUCCCCCAAAUGUUCAAGCUCGACCCCUACCUCCCAAAAUUACCAUCACAUCUGAGAAAAAUAUUUCACCUAAGGACAAGACUAGCCCUAGUGCGUUCGAAAAAAGUGUUAGGUUUUCUCCCAUAUUGAACAGAAUGGACUUGUCGUCAGGUCCCGACGUGCUACCACCGUCACCAGAAGAGGACUAUUACCCUGCUAAUGGAGGAGCAGCUGGCAAAAAGCCAAUUCUUCCGCCGAAACCAGCCAAAAAACUACUGAAGUGGAAACCCUCUUCACCUGGUAAUGACGAAGUGCAACUGAAAUCGGAGAAAGUUGUAACGAAACCGGAGAAGCCGGAGAAACCGGAGAAACCGCAAAAGCCGGAGAAACCAGAGAAACCCACAUCGAAACCAUCAGCGAGCGAGAAGUCUAGCAGAAUUGCAAACCUCAUCAGGCGCUUCAAAGAAACUACGGUCUGAGUACCCCGCAUCCGUUGGUGACAGUGAUCGGCAGCACGUGAAGAAGGGGGGUGACGCCAUUUCCGGUCCUCUUCUCCUUCCCACCCAACCAAUGGAUAAUUUCGAAAAGAUUUCGUCCUCAGACAAUAUCCAUUGCUUCGAAACGUUGCAUGCAAGUCCAACUAACACGGUCUUACCUUCUAAACCAUUGUCAACGACAACAACAUUAUCUCAGACUAACCACUGCUCUAAUGUUAGCCUUGAUGAAGUGUUGGGUAGUUUGCUUGCACUGGGCUCGCCUAAAGUAGCAUCAACGCAUGGUGAAGGGAACUCUGUUUCAGCUUUAAACAGUUCAGUAGAGUCUGACUAAGCUUGCAUGAUAAAUCUUUCUACAGGACAGUCUGCAUGUUUUGUGAUAGAGCUGAUCGGAUGAUAUCUAUGUAUAUGUUCACCGCUAGAUCUGUCCAUGACUGUGUGCAUGGCAGUGUUAACCAUUCAAGCAUGAACGUGAACAUUCAUAUCAAAGCUGUGUGAAUGUUUAUCUAUGCAAGCCUUGGACAAACAAAAUAUUCCAGGAUGUUACGCCACAUGAUGUUGUUGUUGUUGUCGUUGAUACAUCAGCGUUGUAAUAUGCAAUGUUCUAGUGUGACAUGUUUGCGAGUGGUCGCAUGGAAGACGAGUUUAGGUGUAGUUUGUCGUUGCUUGCCAACAAAACUGGUGAUCCUGACAUCUACUUGUGCUUCCACGUUUUCCAGCUUAGUAUGCUUAAUGCGUAAAAGAUGACGCCAGUGUGAUGCCAUGUUUUUUGUCCUUACGGGGGUGUUUCGUCAUGUGAUUUGUAUUGCAUGAACAGAUCCUGGGCUAUAUACUUCACAGUGUUGGACAAAAGCCUGGUUGUUGACAAUUCGAAUUACCCGGACACAAAUGAAGUUUUAAGUGUCAGAACACAUGCUGUCUAUUUUUCCAUAUAGUGGUUACAAGAGGUUUAUUCUUGGAUUUUUGACCGGACGAAAAUGUUCGUUUUUUUGUGAGCUGAGCUCGAAGAAAGAACAAAGUUAAAAAUUAUUUACCUUGUGUGUGAAUACACGAUAUCAAAUUGUGCUUAUACAAAUGUUAAUUAUGGCCAUGGUGUUAAUUUGGUGUAGAUCUUUGUUUCUGACAUUGUUUCCCCCGUUUUGUUAUGAGGAAAAUGAAAAUAUAUCAUUUUUCCUUUAUACCCAGUCACGUGUGUUUACUCAAGAAUUGGGACAUUUAUUUGUCAAUAUUCUCAAGCAGAACUUCGUUUUGAACAUGAACUGUCUGAUCACUUAUUACCCCCCUUUUCUGGAAGCCGGAACCAUGUGAUAUUCGCAAUAGAUCGUUUCUUAUGUUUCAUUUAUACAUUUACAUCAUAACGGGGCUAGAGAUGCAAGACAAUAUCAUGAUAUCACCAGUAUGUUGUGUUUAUAUUUUCGUGUAGAUUUAUGGCAUGUUUACGGAAUUCUAUCCAAACACACAAACGAUUGAUUGUUAUUUGGUUUAAAAGUAAUAUAUUGCACAAUUUGUCCGUUUACUAUGUGUAUAAUGGGUAAACUCCCCGUUGUCAUAAUUCCUUUGUGUUCAAAUAAAUAUUACGUUGUCGAGUA